Solanum pennellii is the source of this 1825-nucleotide messenger RNA. Its product is annotated as mini-chromosome maintenance complex-binding protein. NCBI's taxonomy places the organism in Eukaryota, Viridiplantae, Streptophyta, Magnoliopsida, Solanales, Solanaceae. Gene Ontology annotation, biological process: DNA-templated DNA replication. The record is from RefSeq and is a predicted model, not a curated record. Gene Ontology annotation, molecular function: chromatin binding.
AUGGUGGGACUCGCUUACGAUUGCCUACUAAAUCCACAGGGAGCUGUCCGAACGACAUUUCAAAAUGAGAUUUCUAAAGCCUCUGAUCUAGCCGCCUUCGACGGCAAGGACUGUGCCAUUGAUCUGUUCAGGAAGUUUCUCUAUGACGAUGGCGGCCUUUCUCAGGUUCCAAUUCUGAAUCCUGCAUCUAUAGUACGACUGAAAUCCAAUACUCUUGUUCGAUUUCGGGGAAUGAUUCAAGAUAUGCUGGGAAAUGAAUUGUAUGUUGGCAUGUACAAGGAUGGAGAAACUUGGAGAAAGAAUAAGUUUGGUGACUUCUUUCAAUUCCGUAGGGCUACGGGAUCUUCACCUGACAUGCGAGUGUGGGAGCGGCGAUUACUUUACUGUAUUCCUGUUCCAGGGCAGAAUUCAUGGAUUGAAUAUUCCUCUGAAACCCUGCCCAAUCCAAGUUCAGAAUCCUCGUCUCCACAAAGGGAGAAACGCCAUAAGGAGGAUGAUACAACAAUAAAUGAUGCAAGGGACACUCCAACUGCUGACGUUGGUUCAGCUACGAGUGUGCUUCCAUAUUUUGACAGAACUUCUUUGCCAUUUCUUGUGAAGAUAUACGACUCUCCUGAAUCUGGUUUGAAGCUAAGUGAUGUUUUUGAGUUCAUUGGUGUCGUAACAUUUGAUUCAGAGUUUUCUGUAGACAAAAAUAUUGACGAUGAUUUUUUGGGCUAUUUGGGUGAUGAUGAUACACAGACUCAGAUGCCUCCAAGCAAGGUACCUCGACUCCACUGCCUUAUUCACAAGAAGCUUUCCAAUCAAGACUUUAUUUCAGGUUCUCCCACACUUGAGCUUAAUUCCCACCUGGUGAAAGAAAUAAGGAAAACUCUAUUAAGGCAUCUCACGACUAUUCUAGGAAAUGAUGGCGUUGCAGCUAAUCUCAUUUUAUUGCAUCUCUUGUCUAAGGUGUAUGCUAGAGUGGAUUCAACUGCCGUUGGAAAGCUUUCAUUGAACCUAACAUGUUUUAACAAGGAGACCCUGUCUGUUUAUGGUCAUCAUCUUAAUCUUGCACUCAAGAACCUUCUACCUUUCACACAAUGUGUACCUUUAACUACCUUAAAAAAAAUUCCUCUUGCCCCAAUUUUUUUUUAUCAAACUAAUAGGCUGGCAUCAAGGUUACUGCAACUUGCUGAAGGCUCUCAUUUAACUAUUGAUGAGACUCAAUUACAAGAAGGGAGACUUAAUCCUAUUGGGCUUGAGAAUGCUAGAGUCCUGCAAAGCUUGUUAGAACGGCAAAAGGUUGAAUAUGACUUCACUUAUUAUAAAAUAGACAUGCCUGCGGACAUUCAGUUGCUAGUUCUUUCUGAGGGAAAAUCCAAUAUACUCCCAGCAGAUUUGGUUUUACCAUUUCGUCCAUUAUCAGUAAAUGUUGCUCAAGUUAUUGAGAUAGAAGUUCUGCAAUCUUGGAGAUGGUACCUGGCUACUAUGAGAUUAUUGUCUCACUCUAUUACGCAAGAGAUGCAGAAGGUGGUAAAAGAUGACUUAGUAGCGGCUAGGCAGGCUGAUAGAAGCUUAGGUAGCGUAGAUUUCAGCAGGUUUCUGACAAUGGGUCGUCUUGUAUCUCUAAGUUUUGGUGAAACCACUUUAACACUCGAACAUUGGCAAAUGGCCAAAGAAUUAGAGCGCCUUCAAAAGGAGAGAUUAUAGGGCAGUUUGUAAAGUAGUUUCUUCACUUUGUAUAAAAGAUGAUGUGCCUAAUCUUGCAAGUUUUGCUGGUAGAGUAGUGAACUGUUGUUCUGCUAAGCAGUUCUCUAAUAUUAUGUAUUCGUAUCAAUAUAAA